Molecule: messenger RNA, 5360 nt
Organism: Hippoglossus stenolepis (Pacific halibut)
Lineage: Eukaryota; Metazoa; Chordata; Actinopteri; Pleuronectiformes; Pleuronectidae
Gene: pard6b
Product: par-6 partitioning defective 6 homolog beta (C. elegans)
Exons: 3
Coding region: 307-1518 (403 amino acids)
Biological process (GO): regulation of cellular localization; establishment or maintenance of cell polarity; centrosome cycle
Cellular component (GO): apical plasma membrane; cell cortex; nucleus
Molecular function (GO): protein kinase C binding
Source: RefSeq, a predicted model, not a curated record
GGUAGAGUUAGAGGUGGACAACACACACACACACACACACACGCAGUGUACAGCAGUUGCGCUGGAGCUGCUGUGACAUCAGUCAGCAUGAGAGGAGCUAAGUUUCCGGGCUGAUCUGGGCUGUCGCAUUCACAGACUGGACGUGAAGCCCCGGGACGUCGAGGAGUCGCGGGGGACACUGGACAGAAACAGCCGCUCUGACACGCGCGGUGCUCGGAUACUCAGCAGCAGCAGUAGCGGCGGCGGCGCCAGGAGGACCAGGGCGAGUGUGUGAGGCGAGGCGGCGGGACCCGCUGCUAGCGAAACAUGAACAAGAACCACCGAGUGCCGAGCAGCCGUUCACUCAGUGCCGUGGAGGUGAAGAGCAAGUUUGGUGCAGAGUUUCGUCGGUUCUCUCUGGAUCGGUCCAAGCCGGGCCGAUUUGAUGAGUUCUAUGGCCUCCUGCAGCACGUACACCGCAUCCCCAAUGUGGACUUGUUGGUGGGCUACGCUGAUGUGCACGGCGACCUGCUGCCCAUCAACAACGAUGACAACUACCACAAGGCCAUCUCCACUGCCAGCCCUCUGCUCAGGCUGUUCCUGCAGAGGAAAGAGGAAGCUGAUUACACAACCUUUGGUACCAACUCGCUGACCAGGAAGAAAAACACUGUGCUUUCUGCGGUUCUUCUACGGCCUGACACCAACAGGAAAAAACCACCUGUCAUCAUCAGCCUCCCUAAGGACUUUCGCCCCGUGUCCUCCAUCAUCGAUGUGGACAUCCUCCCUGAGACGCACCGACGUGUACGCCUCUACAAGCAUGGCCAGGAAAAACCAUUGGGCUUCUACAUCCGUGAUGGUUCCAGCGUACGGGUCACUCCACAGGGCCUGGAGAAGGUGCCGGGGAUAUUCAUCUCUCGCAUGGUGCCUGGUGGGCUGGCGGAGAGCACCGGCCUGCUAGCAGUCAACGAUGAGGUGCUGGAAGUGAACGGUAUUGAGGUGGCGGGGAAGUCUCUGGACCAGGUGACGGACAUGAUGAUUGCCAACAGCCACAACCUCAUCAUCACCGUGAAGCCUGCUAACCAGCGGAACAAUGUUGUUCGCAGUGGAGGAGGAGGCGCCACGUCUGGUAGCUCAGGACGCUCAUCAGACAGCGGGGCCAGUUACUAUGGCUACUCAUCACACGGCGGUGCUGCGGCCUCCAUGCCCUCACACAUCAUCCAGAACUUCCCUGUCGGGGAGCUGGAGAGCGACGAGGACGACGAGGACCUGGUGAUCGAGGCGGGAGGCGAGGCCGAGCCAAUCAGACGCUCCCCUUCCAACUACAGCAUGCCCUCGCUGCCUCGGUAUGAGCCGCACCUCAACCUCCGCACUACCACCAACUCCGCUUCUGCUCAUUCCAUCAAUGCCAAUGGGACCCUGCCAGCCAGCGGCAGCAGUGGAUCACUUAGCUACGCCAACGCCACUUCGACCACGCCAUCCCCAGACAGAGCAAUGGAGAGGCGGAGCUUGGAGGAAGAUGGCACUGUUAUAACUCUGUAGACAUUCACACACUAAACACUGGAAACAAACACAAAUACUUCCACACACAUUUGGGGGAGUCAUGGACCGGCAGUUCAGACACAGGUUCCAUCGUACAGUGACUGUAUCUGAGAAGCACAAUGAUGUGAAUUGUUUUGACAUCCCAGCAUGUACACAACAAACACUGCACCCUAUACCUUGCACUUCUACAUGCCAAUAAUCACGCAUGUGUGCCAGAGUGGUGACCGGCCCCCAUCCCAAGUUCUUCAGGCACAAAAUUGUCUCAGACAGAAGUGAAAGAAAAAGUGUAGUUUGGUUCUCCACUACCCUCCACUUUAUUUUUUUAACCACUAGAAGCACUUGUUUUUAACCCAAUACUGUAUUUCUGCUGAAUUUCCACUAGAGGGCAGAGAUGAGACAUUGUCAUCAAACCAUUUAUAGACAAUCUGGUACUGUUUUGUUUUUUUGCCUUGUCUCCCCACACCUCCACCACUGUACUACGUCCCCCAGGUGACCACAGCACCCACAUUGCUCAACAGCUGUGGUACUUUCAACAGAAUUCUAUUCUACUACAACAAUUGACCAGUAGCUGAGACCUGCAAUAAAACUUUUUAGUUUUUGUUAGAGGGCGAACGACCUACAAACAAAAACAAGUCUGGGCUCUUUGUGUUGGUUCAGAUGCUUUUUUUAAAAACACAAUUUUUAGCUGUUUUUCCUCUUUAUCUGCUGUGUUAAUGACUGAAAGGUUGAUUUUUAAUAAUAAUUAUUCUUCCCAUAAACAUUAGGCCUGUAUCUUUAUAUGAUUUGCAUUUUGUUUAUGUAAUUUUUUUUGAAUACAUGAUAGGGCUGUCACUUUUUCUAAAAAUCAAGUCGAACCAAUACGAUAUGACCCCCCCGCACAAGUCAGAUGAGGACGAACACUUCACAUGGUGUGGUGUCUCCUCCGCUGCCUCACUCGGGUGGAGAGCAAACAGGUGGGUCAACAGAUUGCGUGGUACAAAGUUUACAAACAGCCUCUCCUCUGUUCAUUACUUUGCCGUGAUGCAGAACCUAAAAUACUUUCACAAGCAGCUUCUCAGAUGCUUUGGUGUCGUGAGUGUCCACUCAAGACGGCUUUACUUGCUAGCGUUCCUCCAUUUUUGUAGCAAAACAACGCAAUCGUCUGAUGCGCUUCUAGACUGAAUGAUUUGAAAUGUCAUUAAAGGUCAAAUAUUAACUUCUCUUCCGCGUUGGAAUUUAAGUUUUGAUUUUGAAUAUAAAGUGACAGCCCUAACAUAUUAUUGUAUCUCACAGGUUACGACAUAGACCAUAUUCCAUCUGUUUCACGUCACUCACGUAAAAUUGCUUCUCCCUGGGAAUGGGACAUGUUAGAAGUAAUAUCCUUAAUCUUGCACUCCCUCUCCUUUCCAUGACAAGGGCUAUUUCCCCUGCUGCAUGUCUACAAAUGAGAAAAUGUGAAUGUGAUUUAAAUUUGUUUCUGUUUGUUUGUUUGUUCUCUCCCCCUCGGUUCUGUCUGGGCCACAACACGAUAUAUCUUAUCUCAGUGCUGUACAGUAUAUUCAUCUCUGUCUAUCCACAGGCCCUGAGUUCACUUGGAUGUGUCCUGAGUCAUUCACAUAUGAAAAGUGAUCUCUCCAGUGUUUCUGCACCGUUUCCUUUGUGUAUCAUCGUUCUCAUUGAACUCAAUUAACGUCACUCUAUGAGCGAAUGUUUGAUGUUGACUCUGGGCCUAAAUUUCACAUCGAUAGUUGGGCUGUAACACUUUUAACAAACACAACCACAGAAAUGAGUUGAAGGGACUGGUACACACACACACAGUGACAGUAGAGAAACUGCCUGUAUCUCAAAGUAAAGCCCGGUUGAGUCACAUUGAAACAAACACACAUGCAGGUACACUGGGCACAGACUGAUUCACUUUCUUUGUUUGUCGAAGGUGAGGCUGGUCUGCUGAAAGUACUGCAUGUCUUUUUAAUGCAAUACUGUUUUCAUAAACCUUUCUCAAACACCAUGUUUGAAAAUCCCUGUGACCUUCAAGGCAAAUUUCAGAUUUUGGGAGCUGUAGAAAUUUGAUUGACUUGACUCCAUUUGCAGAAUUUUAGGUCGCAGAGUUGAUCUGAAUCCACCAACAAACUUUCACAUGGCAUUAAAUUGUAUGUGAGGGAUUUAUUGGUCCUUGAAUCCAAAUUAAUUUGCUGCUGACAUUACUUCUUGUUUGAGAAGCGGCUCCACAACACUUCAUAUUCAUUACCGUUGCAUACGGCUGUUCACUGCCUCUCUGAAGUCAAAGCAGAUGGUCUUUUUAUUAGCAUUUGCUGUCCUGUAAUAGGUGAUAUCUUUAACAUUAUUGCUCAUUAAAACAUUGUUGACGCCCAACAUUAGCCAUUUUCAGACAACUCUGGAGAAUGUCUGCACAGCAGGGUCCGGAGUUUCUCUGCAGUUUGCCUUUCACACAUGGAGAAUGGCGCAGUAGUUUCUCUGCUCAGACGCGUUCACAACAACACAGGAAUCUCCGGAGCGUUCAGGUGAUGAGUGAUGCUGAGGCAGGAUGUAACGUUUGCUGCAGCGAUCACGUGCUUUGUUUACAGCACAUCAACACCGACGUUGUCUUAUCACCAAAAGCUCUCAUGACAUCUCUGUCGGUGUCUUCUACAUGAAUGGCACUUAUGCAAAAAUACAAUGUUGUGAAACCGUCAUCAAACACCUACUCAAUUGUGGUGAAUCCUGCGGACGAUAUCCUGCUGUUUUCUCACAUGGGUUCAAUCGGACACUAUGCAGACCUUUUACUCGGGGGGGCUGGCUGGAUGGAUAAAGUCCGGAGCCUGUCACUUGCACAUUUGUGUUCUCACCUACAGCCCCUCCGGAGAAUGACAGGAGAUUAUCUGGAGUUCGGUGAAUGUCUGAAAAUCGGCAAUGUCUCUGUCCGUAAGGUCUAUUGGUUUCAUCUGAGCCAAUACUCACUUGUAAUAACCAUAUAGUCAAUACCACACCAUUUCUCAUUUUUAUUUUCUGGUUAUUAUUCAAAUCACUGAGCCUCUCACAGUAAAUAUAUAUAUGUAUAUGACUGGAAACCAACACACAGGACAUGUAUGUGCAUCCGCCAUUGUAUUUCACGCUAUAUGUACAAGGUACUGUUUUUUUGGCCUUUUUUUAUAGUCGCGCUGGUGAUGGUUAGGUUCUGGCUUCUUUCACUCCCGACAUCAAGCACAGUGAUGAAUGGUACUCUUGAAAGGAAGGUUUUUUAAAAAUCAAUGUUAAUUUAUUUUCUUUAUCUCUUUACCACAGGACACUGGGAUUGUAACCAUGGCGGCAUUUGUUAUUUAUUCUCUAAUCAUGUGUUUUGCAUAUCCUCUGUUCACAUUGUACGACUUUAUUUUAUAUAUUGAUUGUUUUGGUUGUACAUCUCAUGGUACAGUAGAUGAUAUUGCCCAUUAGGAGACGAUUUUAAUCGCUGAUUUCCCUGUUCCUCCUGAAGCAAGAGGAGAAUCCGUGCAAGACAUGACACUAUUAUUUUUAUUUUUCCAAACUGUGAAUUAUCAUUAUUAUUUUGUGGGAGAAAAGAAACCGUUGUGUCGGUACAAUUUUAAAAGAGGCGACUUGUUCUUUGCUUUUGAGUCUUUACUUUUUUUUUAAGUGAUUGAGCAAUGAUUUUUUCUUUGCUAGCCAGAUAAAUCCUAUGGUAUAGAUUUAUAAUGAAGAUUGUCAGUAUUUUCAUAUCGAUGCUAUAUAUGAUGAUGAUGUACAUUUUUAUCACGUUUAAUGAAAACUGUUUUAAGAUUCAACUGGAGACUAAUGAUUAAAUAGAUGUACACCUGUAAUUUCUGAUUUAAGGAGCUGGAUAAAAUAAAGUCGUGUAGCAACCCUCA